This is a messenger RNA of Lotus japonicus, 1425 nucleotides long. Its product is annotated as zeatin O-glucosyltransferase-like. Lineage: Eukaryota; Viridiplantae; Streptophyta; Magnoliopsida; Fabales; Fabaceae. Gene Ontology annotation, molecular function: UDP-glycosyltransferase activity. Bases 1 to 1425 code for a protein of 474 amino acids. The record is from RefSeq and is a predicted model, not a curated record. The transcript has a single exon.
AUGGCUUCUUGCCACCAAAGUUUGCCAGGAAAAAUCCAUAGUAGCAGCAGCAGCUGCUGCUUUGAUGAACACCAAGUGGUGGUGGUUAUGGUACCUUUCCCUGAACAAGGACAUCUCAAUUCACUCCUGAACUUGUCACGCCUCAUUUUGUCACACAACAUACCUGUUCAUUUUGUUGGCACAGCCACUCACAAUCGUCAAGCCACACUUCGUGUCCAAGGUUGGGACCCAAACUCCAUUUCAAACAUCCAUUUCCAUGAUUUCAAAGUUCCUUCAUUUGCUUCUACUCCUCCUAACCCCAAUACUGAAACCAAAAUGCCAUCUCACACGAAUCCUUCCUUUGAAGUCUCUUCACAUUUUCGUGCGCCUUUGGUAGCCCUUCUCCAAUCCCUUUCAUCUGUGGCUAGAAGGGUCAUAGUGAUCCGUGACUCCCUCGUGGCAUCAGUGGCACAAGAUGCUAAAAACAUAGCAAAUGUUGAGAAUUACACAUUUCACUGCACCUGUGCCUUCAACCUCUUCCUGUACUAUUGGGAGGAGAUGGGCAAACCUCCACUAGAAAUCGGACAUAUACUAGAAGUUCCUUCUCUGGAAGGAUGCUUCACCCACCAAAUGAUAGAAAUUAUGAUUGAACAAAGUGAGUUCGUGAAAUUCAACGAUGGAAACAUAUACAACACAACCAGAGAAAUUGAAAGGCCUUACAUGGAGUUUAUGGAAAGCAUCACUGGUAGCAGCAAGCAUUGGGCACUUGGGCCCUUCAACCCUCUAACUAUUGAGAAUAAGAAAUCAAGGCACUUUAUCAUGGAGUGGCUUGAUAGACAAGAGCCAAAAUCUGUUAUAUAUGUAUCUUUUGGGUCAACAACAACCUUCACAGAGGAACAAAUUGAACAGAUAGCAAAUGGAUUGGAACAAAGCAAGCAAAAAUUUAUCUGGGUGCUGAGAGAUGCUGAUAAAAAAUACAUCUUUGGUGGAGAUAAAGUAAAAGAAUAUGAUCUUCCAAAUAGGUUUGAAACGAGAGUUGAAGGCAUGGGGCGAGUUGUCAGAGACUGGGCGCCCCAAUUGGAAAUUCUAAACCACCCUUCAACAGGAGGGUUUAUGAGUCACUGUGGAUGGAAUUCCUGCAUGGAGAGCAUGUCCAUGGGGGUGCCAAUAGCAGCAUGGCCUAUGCAAUUUGACCAGCCAAGAAAUAGUGUUUUGAUAACUCAUGUGCUAAAGGUUGGUUUGGUAGUGAAGGACUGGGCUCAAAGAGAUGAGUUGGUGACCGCUUCAGUUAUUGAGAAUGCAGUGAGAAGGUUGAUGGAAACAAAGGAAGGAGAUGAGAUGCGAGAGAGAGCAAUGAACCUUAAAAAUGCCAUCCAUAGGUCCAUGGAUGAAGGUGGAGUCUCUCGUAUGGAAAUGGAAUCUUUCAUUGCUCAUAUAGCUAGAUAG